Molecule: messenger RNA, 825 nt
Organism: Chionomys nivalis (European snow vole)
Lineage: Eukaryota; Metazoa; Chordata; Mammalia; Rodentia; Cricetidae
Product: elongation factor 1-alpha 1-like
Exons: 1
Coding region: 1-825 (274 amino acids)
Molecular function (GO): GTP binding; GTPase activity
Source: RefSeq, a predicted model, not a curated record
AUGGCUGCAUCACCAGAUUUCAAGAAUUUCGGUCCAUCUUCCAACUUCUUGCCAGAACGACAAUCAAUCUUUUCUAAGAAUGGGCAGACCCGUGAGCAUGCACUUCUGGCUUACACCCUGGGUGUGAAACAGCUUAUUGUUGGUGUCAACAAAAUGGAUUCCACCGAGCCACCCCAGAGCCAGAAGAGAUACGAGGAAAUUGUUAAGGAAGUCAGCACCUACAUUAAGAAAAUUGGCUACAACCCUGACACAGUAGCAUUUGUGCCAAUUUCUGGUUGGAAUGGUGACAACAUGCUGGAGCCAAGUGCUAAUAUGCCUUGGUUCAAGGGAUGGAAAGUCACUCGCAAAGAUGGUAGUUCCAGUGGAACCACCCUGUUGGAAGCUUUGGAUUGCAUCCUGCCACCAACUCGUCCAACUGACAAGCCUCUGCGACUGCCCCUCCAGGAUGUCUAUAAAAUUGGUGGCAUUGGGACUGUCCCUGUGGGCCGAGUGGAGACUGGUGUUUUAAAACCUGGCAUGGUGGUGACCUUUGCUCCAGUCAACGUGACAACAGAAGUAAAGUCUGUUGAAAUGCACCAUGAAGCUUUGAGUGAGGCUCUUCCUGGGGACAACGUGGGCUUCAAUGUGAAGAACGUGUCUGUCAAAGAUGUUCGACGUGGUAACGUUGCUGGUGACAGCAAAAAUGACCCACCAAUGGAAGCUGCUGGCUUCACUGCUCAGGUGAUUAUCCUGAACCACCCAGGCCAAAUUAGUGCUGGCUACGCUCCUGUACUAGAUUGUCACACAGCUCACAUAGCAUGCAAGUUUGCUGAGCUUAAAGUUUAG